AUGGAGACGUACCCAACAGCCGAAGUUUCUGAGUCUUCGCCAAUCAGCAAAAGAAAGCCCAGAACUUGCCAAUAUUGCCAACGUCACUUCCGGCGCUAUGAGCACUUGCAGCGGCAUAUUCGAAUCCAUACAAAUGAAAAACCAUAUAAAUGCUCCUGUGGGGCUUCUUUCGGGCGCCGGGAUCUUCUAAAGCGUCACCAGAGUAUCGGUCAUGCGCCAGCCACCACCACGCAGCAAACGUUGCCGGUCACGGGCUUUGAUAACAGGUCUGUGCAGAUACAGAGUAAUUCUCUCCACGGGGGCUCAAAUGAGUCUCUUUGGGGAACUCCCGACUUGCAAAAUGCUUCUUGCGGGCUAGUUGAUCGACAAAGGCGAUCGGUUGGCUACCAACCCCAAGGUACGGCAACUGCAGAAAUGCGUCCGAAUGCAAUACUAUGA
This is a messenger RNA of Penicillium macrosclerotiorum, 438 nucleotides long. RefSeq names its product C2H2-type zinc finger protein. NCBI's taxonomy places the organism in Eukaryota, Fungi, Ascomycota, Eurotiomycetes, Eurotiales, Aspergillaceae. The record is from RefSeq and is a predicted model, not a curated record. Gene Ontology annotation, molecular function: DNA-binding transcription factor activity, RNA polymerase II-specific; RNA polymerase II cis-regulatory region sequence-specific DNA binding. Bases 1 to 438 code for a protein of 145 amino acids. Gene Ontology annotation, biological process: regulation of transcription by RNA polymerase II. Gene Ontology annotation, cellular component: chromatin. The transcript is spliced from 2 exons.